CUCUAGUUCUUUCCUUCUUUUUUCCAGAUGGUGAUUCUUGAUUUGCAUACAUAUGUCUUCGCCCAAAAAAAAUAUGGCGCUAGAUUAAUUAUACUCUUUUUCGGCCCGCUACUAUUUGACGUAAGUUGAAGAGCUUUAUUCUUGUUGCUCUUUUGCCAACUACGUUACCUCCAUUGUUUCCGUAGUUGUCCUGUUGUUCCUUUAUGUCCGCGAAGGUGAACUUUUUGUUUAACAUCUCCGUGUCUCCUACACUGUCCGCGACAAUAGCUACGUAUGGAGCUUUAGAGUCUGUAGCUAGCGAUGUGAUCUGACAUGUGGCACGGUAAGGUGGUGAUAUCCUCCUGCUGCUUAAUCUGUACCUGCUACAGCUACUUAUCUAUCACGACAUUUCUCUUGUUUAUUACAACUAGAUGUACUCAUUUGAGAUGAAGAGUAUGGACCUAUUCCAAUCCACAUGGAAAAGAACGGAUUACGCCUCGAAGUCUAGUUCAGCAAAGACUUCUGAGUUGUCUUUACCUUGGCCUAUCGAUGGAUCGAUGGCCUGUCGAUGGGGCCAUCUCUUGUCCUGCAUACGUGAACGAUCUUCAUCUGAAUAUCUCGCCGGCGAAGUUUCACCUGGUGGACCUAGUGGGCGCAUGUAGAAGAAUCCUGCAUGGAUCUUCAUGAAAGAAGAGGUGGGCAAGGCGGCAUGCGAAGGCACCUUCUCCGGUUGACGGCAUCAGCAAGCUAUUAGCAAAAAAGAAAGGGGAUUCUCCGCUUCGUCACAUCUCUACUAAUGUCUUUUAGAAGAAGUCGCUUUAUCAGCCUUCAGAGGACUCGUAUUGCCGUCAAGCGGGGGCAGAAGAAAUCUUGUACUUCGAGAGGGUAAGAAGUCAGUCGCACUAGCACGAUCUAGGCGCUACUAGCUCACCCUCUUCUUGAACAGCACGAUACUUGAUGUUUUCGUUCCAGAACGAAUAAGUGUACGGUUAGACCAGCACUAGCUCGGUCUCGGCGUCGACGUCAAGGACCGAUACGACAAAAUGCCGCCGAUUAUAGUGUGGCGGCGCAGGUGGCACCUGCUGAGCACCGACGAGAUUUGGAUUUUCCACUCCAUGAUGCAGAGCAUCAACAUUACCAUUCUCACGAUGUAUCUGUAUAUCUCCUUGCCGAUCAUUCUUCUCGAAGGCAAAUGGUUCGGCGUACCGACAGUAAUGGUAUAAGUAUAUAUAUAUUUUUUUUUCAAUGCGUACGUAGUUAUUCAAUUGAUGCAUUUGAUUGCUUCUGAAGUGCAUAAGAUGGCCAUGUUGUAUGGCUCGAUGUCUACAAGAACCAUCCAAAAUCUUCAGGUGGCCAUGUUGAUUGUAACGAUUAUAGCGGACAAUUGUGUUAGUAUAUGGAGUCGCAAGUUAAGGCCUCUGCUAAUCUGUCUAUCUCUAAUAUACACUACUUCCACUAAUAUGUUCUUGUAUGGGAAUGAAAGAAUCGCCCGUCAAGCGCAUCAAUAUACUUCAGCAGGGAACAUCAAUACCCUUGGGGAGAACAACUAACAGCAUCUACUUCUGAUAUUAGAAAGACACGCAGGCACAUCCACAUAUUAUCUAUGGAGAUCAUCAUGGAAGGUUGGAGAGAGAGGAUCCUCAGCUGUUAAUAUUAUUAUUAUUAUUAUUAGAAAUACUAACAGGGCUCCGGCCUGCCUACGAAAUCGAAGGUGAGACCUAUGGGGCUGACAGGAAGACGAUAGCGCCGGCGCGUAGUUAGAUAGGAGGACACUUGGCGAGAGCUGCCCUUUUCUCUUUUCUAUCUUCCUCUGGUCCUUCUUUUUUCUAGUUAGGUCUGCUCCACCACAAUUAUUUCAACUGCUAACAGUUAGCUUCUCUAAGAAAUGGAUUUUUCCACGAUGUGGAGGGGACGCGCGACAGAGUAACGUUCUGGGUAGGCAUGAUCAUCGUUUGGAAGAUUCUACUUUUGAUCCUGUUGACCUAUGACCUCGAUAUUAGUCCGCGGCCGCUGGUGGAGCUGCCUCUGUUAAGACUUCCCCUAAACCUAGUACAUCUUCAGAGAAGUGAUUCUAGGACAGACGUACGGACUGCGGGCGGGAAACGGAUAUUAUCCUUUUCCUCCUUGAAACAAAUUGAAAAUGACAGGUAACUUGUAUCAUACAGGAUGUUGAAUACAAAUUGCCUGAGUAAAAAAAUUCAUAUCGAUUAACACCGGAAGAAUCUUCAGGGAGGAUGGAUUUGGAUAAGGGUGAGCUCUCCUCUCUAACAUUGCAAAUAUCGGCGGAAAGAGAUGCAAACACACAAACAACACCGGAGUCGAGCAGUUGGCUAUGGUUGUACUCUUCGAGCACACCCGCGCCGGCGACAAAUAUGUACGCCGGAAGCAUCCGAGACGCGUUCGAAAAGCCGGCAUGGGAGUACCAAGAAUUGGACGAGUUGGUUGGCGAGAUCGACGAUGAUAUACCUGAUAUUAUGUCUCUGGCUCUGCUUUGUGUAUGUGUUUGCGCGGCUCGUUGCUUGAACGGAUCCUGUUGAUAGAGUAAUCUUAUCAAGAACACAAAUACUGCUUAUUUAGUACAAAAAUGGACGGCACUAGCGGCUGCGUCUGCGGCAAUUGAUCUAGUCGCGCCUUACUUGUUUCUUCAUGAUGAACUAGAAGCGAACUGGUCAACAACUGAGUCAUUAUGUGAGACGUUGCUAUUAACAAGUGAAUACUAGUACUCCAAUCUUUAUUGUUGACACCUUAAGGUUAAGCAGAUGAGGGUAUAUGACGACGACCUAAUUCUAUGAUCAUCUUGUUUUCAUGCAACGUCGAGGCAUCCUGUCUACUUACUAUUUAUGCUAUCCUAUUCUCUCGUCCUUGGCUCUCCCGCCCUCCUGCGUCGCGCAUAGAGAUGUAUUGUACUCCUUCUUGUUUACUAGAAGUACGCUAAUUUUGGUGGUAAACAGGAGUUCAUGGGCGGGUCGUUCGUGCAGACCGCGACUGAGCAAGGAGAUCAUUUGCACGACAUGAGCCAUGCGUUAAGGCGUAGAUAUUUCUUCCGAUCCUGGUCUCGCUUGAUAUCCCACAGCUUGAUAUUUUUCCUUCUUGAGAAUCAUUAGUAACGUAUGGGAUUGAAAUCGUAUCCAAUCCCUCUCUACUUUCUUCCUUUGCCGGCGUCUAACAUGAAAGCGAGUUGAUUUUUACAAGGACAGCCGCCCUCUGUGAAAAGCAACUGUUUAUAAUAUAAUUCUGCUUCGUCGUCUAAGAAGAGGAGGUCUUCAUGGUCAGGACGAGUUUCUUGAUGAAGAUGGAGGUAAGAAAACUUCGAUGGAUUCGUCAUCCUCAUCGUCAUCUUGUGGUUCCGAUUCUUGCGGUGGAGGGACGACCUCUGAAGAUGAAAAGAAUGGCAAAGGCUCUAUUGGUAGUAGUUCUAGCUGUUGCGGUGGCGCCGCAGACACAGAGAAGUCGAACUUGGAGAGUGAUUAGGGGUUACUAAUGCGAAUUCACAUGCCAAUGCCAAAGAGCAUAUUUCUUGACUCACACAAUCAUCUAUCUUCUAGAAGUAGCGUCUUGGCUUCGGCCUCGCUGUAGUCUAAAAAAAAAAAAAACUAGUCGUUUGCUACGGGCAGCACUAUCAGAGACGCACACAUGGCAUGGAACAAGUAGCUUUGCAAAUCCAAAGCACUGGAUGAAGAACCCCGUUCGAAGUCAGGUUUAAAAGCAGGCUGUAGAGGAUCACAGGAGUAUACAUCAUAGUCCUCAACAUAGAUCAACAUAUGGAUUAUAUGCAAGCACCAGGCUUCCAGAUUUAGCACCAACUAUAGUGGAAAGUUCUAAUGCCGUAUUGACGAGGACGAGCACCAAGCGAUGACAGCCUCAGCUCGACAGCUCUCGGGAAAGGAUUUAUUGUCGCUGGCGAAACCCUACUGCGAGAAAAUCGUGCCUACGACUCCUGAAUAUAAUUCUUGAUGUCCUGCUUUUUUAGUCACAACUCAUUAUUCAUUGUCCUGUAGUUUCACUUUUAGUCCACUCGGUUGCGAUUCAUUAAUGAAUUUAGAUUUUCUCUGGCUUGUCGUCCUCGUCGAAAUUGAAAUACCUUCUAACUUACUUCCAUUCUUCGAAUACGUUUAUGCAGAAUGAACAUGAUGAUUUAGGCAAGUAUGUAAGGUCGUCGUAAAUUACAGUAAGCAUAAGCUAGAAACGAAACUUCGUAAAGGGGUAACUAAAACUUAAUUCAUGGAUACCCGAUGCAACAAUAGCAUUUUUAACACAAGCGGAACAAUCUGCAUAGCGGAGUACCAACUACCCUGUCACUUCAACCUCAUCUAUAAACCAAUUUAUUAUAAUAACAUGAGUAGCAUAUCAAACCUAAUAGAAUAGAAUAAGUACUAGAAUACGACGCCUUCUUCAUAGUAGAGCAGAACUUUGGGAUAGAAGGAGGGUUGGAAAGAAAGACAAGCUGCAUAAGGUUUGAUCCGAAGGGUCCCCGAGAAAUGUUGGGCCUUGCGCGUAGCGCAAACAGACAGCUCGAUGAGAUCGCACUCUAUCCGCGUGCAAUGGCCACAUUAUGCCGGAAAGAACUCAAAGUUUUCUUACUUACACUUUGAAUUUGUAAUUGUAUCGGAAGUGGGCACCACUGGGUCUCCAUGGGUUUGAUAUUAGCAAAUAAUUGAUUAUUCAGAUUUGAUAGAAUGAAAACAUCACUAUCAGACUUCUCAAGGUCAAGAUCUAUUGUCGAUAUAUCACGAAGAUCUACGACGUAAUUAGUUGUUCCUCAACCUGAACGAAACACCACGAUAGAGUUAGCAUUAAGAUGAACGUCUAGAUACGUAUCCAUCAGGAACCAACUAGAAACCAUAGAUGAGUUACUAGUCCAGCAUAGAGUUACUAGCACCAUGGUGUCAUAGUGCGUCCAUCAGAUCACGAGUUAGUAGACCAUUUUCACCUGCGGGACGAGGUAGAAAGAUUUCGGAGAUGAUGUCUGUAGACUAGAUGAAGUAGAGAGUGAACAGUAACCAAGGAAUUACGAAUGAACUAAGAUUAAUAGAAAUGCGAAAGCGAAUGACACUUCUCAAGAUGAAUGUUAAGGCUACAAGAAAUCCAUCUUCACGUGCAUCCUGAGACCGUUUCCAAGGGGAAAAAGGUUCUAAGAUGCGUCUCAAGACGGAUUUCUCUUGGGUCUAAGAGUGGCCAUUUCUUAUCGCAAGUGCGAGAAUAGCUCUAAUAAUUCCAACAGAGGAGCUGGAAAGCGACCAGGAUGAAGAUCUCCGACGCGCGUAUAAUAUGAGGGAAGAAGCCGCCAAGGUCAUAGGAAUGGAAGCUUACGAGUGGAAACGGCAUAAGCGAACUGCUCGGGUUCUAGCGAGCACGGGAGACCUCUUGCCACCUUUAAGAACAACAAUGAAAUUUUUGAAAACAAUGAUAUGAAUAUUGUCUAAGCGUAGCUUUAUAGUUUAUACAGUGGUUCUGAAAAUAACAAGUAUAAUCUGUUUCGUGUUUCCCCUGAUCAGUAUGUGUGACGCACUGGUGAUGUUCUUUCUAACGCUACGUGGCGGUCGCGUAAGUCAGCUUGGGAUUCUUGUCUACGAUAUAAUCGCCGAGGAGGAAGAUGAUGAUGUUUAUCAACAAGAAAUGGCGCGCAUCUUAAGGCUAGCGCUUCUUCAAUUUACAUACACACUUAUAGCGUUUGUCAUUGAGAUUGAUUUUUUCAAAGUCAGAAGAUCAACAAAAACUUUUGUUGCACAGGGAAAUUGAAAUAUGAGUUUCUUGUUGUCUGUCCAAAGGAGAUUAAGAGUAGUAUCAUUGUCAAUUUAUUAGUCCUGAGGUAGUCAGCAUCAAGUGACAACGAUGUCGACGGUGCCUAGUAGCUAGUGGCUUAGUAUAGUAAUAUCCUAAAGCAUGAUAGAAGAUAUUUUUUUUUCCCCAUGCAGGCCCUGCUCACAAUAUCUUCCAAAGUAGAGUUGUGAUCAAAUAUCAUCUUGUUCAAAGUAAGAAAUUAAAAUGUAUAAAUGUAAUUCUGCGCCGUUUGUUCUCGCUCCUACUUGCUCCACGGGGGAAGACGAAAGCACAUACAGCCUGCAUAGAAAACACUUUUUUCCGUGUGAGGACAAACGGGGACAACGGGAAGCAUUUUCGAAUAUUGAGCAGGAACUUAGGUCCUCUAAGAAUCAUGGUGUCGAAGAUGAGAGCGAAAAACGGAAACGGAAGCGGGCAAUCUUAAGGCCUCUGCCAGCUGUAGUUAGAAUUGAUGAGUGCUUCUUUCUGGUACGAAGUGUCAUGUACCUCUUUAACAAACUGGGCAUCCUAGAACAAGUUUUCUCCGCCUUUGGGAUUAUAUGCCAUGAGUCAUUUUUUAAUUCAUUAAUAACGAGACUUAGAGGGAGAACAGCACGACCUGUGAAGUUUACAAGAGAAUUUGCAUUGAUAGCAACAUGAAGCUGUUUUUUUGGGAAGACCUUUAAGGACUAUUGGCGUCUCGAAUCGGCGAAGCUGGACCUGAAGGUGCGUCGGCAACGCCAACGCGGCCUGCAACUGCAGCAACUCGAGCGAAUUCAGCAGCAGUGGUUGAUGCACAAGGCAAUAUCGAACGCGAAGCGGUUGUAAAACAAGACAGCCGUUCUUCGUUUUUAGCUUCUCCAUCCAAUGAGCUGGAAACGGAGAGUAGUCCACGUUCUUCGCAUGAUAAGAAGGCAGGUGUUAGGGCUACUGCUAAAGCAUCCUCAGGCUCGGCUCCGGCACGACUAUCCCUUGCCCUUUUUCCAUUUGAAAAAGAAGCCAAGGAUGCUCUGAAGGAUGCGAAUUUGGUAGCGCUAAGACAGCAGGCCGUGAUGGCGAACUUACGUCGGUGGAUGCCGGUGAACAUUCGGAACCCACGGCGUCGUCUUUUUUACAGUCCUCCUCAUCUUCCUCAUGUUGCGGCGGUGAUGACGGAGCGGCUGAGGAGAAAAACAAGGAAUAUCAUGCGUACUAUACGAAUUCCGGGGCUUUGAUGCUGGUGCAGACGGGAGAAACUCUAGGUAGCAUUUUCCAGUAUGAUCGGAUGAUCCGACGUGCCGGAGCUGGCGACAAGGUCGGUCAUCGCUGGGCCUACGUCUUGGAAGAGAAAAAGGACUACUUUUCCCUCAGACUCCUCACUAUGAUGCUAAUACAAAAAAGUAGUUCUGAUUGCGUUGAAAUAACGCCUCUUCAGAUGAGGACUGUUCAAUAUGAUCAUCACAGUCAAGGGGUAUUGAGAUUGACAACUUCACUACUAUGCUUUUCAUCACCAUAUGAAGCAAAAAGUUGUGCUGAUAGUGUUAACUCGCCAACAAGAAUUGGAAUUCUAUCUCUAAUAGAGUCUAUGUAUGAGUAGAAGGAUGAUUUUAUAUAUCACCAGGUGAAAGAAUAGGAAGGCGUAUAAUGCCAUGGGAGUCAUUAUAAUGUAGUAUUAUUUUGUGUUUUCCCUAAUUAGGUCUGCUUCAGCACAAAUUAUAAUAUAGUAUAUGAGUACGUGGUCCCGACAUCAAAGUCUUCUAACUAUACUUCGAAUGAGGAGGACGCUUCGCCCGAAAUUCGGAAGUUGAUUUUAAGGGCACUCAGAUCGACCCUGAGCACAUCUCCUUACCGUCGUAGAGAAUAACACGAGCUCCUUAUCAUUUACAUUUCAUCAACACUUACACUGUCAAUGUUAAGUAGUAACUAAGAGUGAGUCUACGUUGUACUUGUAAGCAAUAACAUGAACGUUGUACUUAGUUUUCCUUAUAUCGUAGACUCUAGUUCCGUUUUUAUUGUUCGCAGUUUUUGAUAAUUUCUUUUAUUCCUAGAGAGCUUCCGCCGUCUUACGUUUCAUUCUCGGAAUAGUUGCAGAUAAUUAGCGUCAGCUGUCCAAUUUCCAAUUAGCAUGUAGCGACGUCUCGUCACCUCGUCUAAUGAUUUCGCAAGUAAGAGCAGCUAAGGCUAGCUUCGAUAUGCACAGGAUCCUACAUUCGUUUGGGAAUACCGAUUCGGAACGUGAUGAGAUAGAGGCCACGGUCAACCCCCUGUCGCCCGAUAGCGAUACAUCUACCGGCGCGCGCUCCAGCUAUAUCUCGUUAUGGUUCCCGCCUCAAAUCACUUUUUCGACGUCUACUGCUUCCUUCCAUACACAGACAAAAAAAUUUUGAAAGAAAGCUGAAUGAAUGAAUCUAAAAGAAAAUGGAGAUUUGAGAAAUUCUUCGUCUUGCAGCAGUUGCAACCUCCUUAGUCUCCUCGCUAUGAAAAUGCUAUUCCUAUUACAACUACUCACAAUGUCAAUGGCCACCAUAGAAGUACUAUUUAUUUCUACAACCAGAAGUAAAAACACCUGUUUUACUAAAAGAUCAGUCACGACAGCACUUACUCCUCCGUUUAUCGGCUUUGUUCAUUCUUGAAGACAGAAUCGUGGCCGUGGACGGGCAGUAGCACGUCGGGCUCCUCGGGUGGUUUUCCGGAUGAUCCAGAGAAUUCGUCUAGCGGUUUACUUAAGACUGGUGUUUCGUCAACAUUCGAGCGGCUUCUCACAGUAAAUGUAAACAUUAGACAUGAUCAUUAUAACUCCAUUGACAAAGCGAAUUAACAGACACAAGAACAUUAACAUAAUAUGUAGAAUCUAUUUGGGUAAGAAUAUGGAUACGCGGAAGAUAGGAGAUACCUACGUAGAUCAUCACACCUGGGCUCAGGUAUUAUCAUGAGCAUACCCCUGUCGGUUUGUGUAACUUGUUUCGGUAAUUCUAGUUUCACUUUUUUUGUGCUGAAAGGGCUUUCCAAUGAGACGUAUUGUCGUUUGAAUAAGUAGUUGUGCAUUUGUCCUUGUUCUCGUGCUUUUUUUGCUGAAAUAGAUCAUGAUCAUCAACAUAGAAGUCGUGAAUUUUUCAGGGUGCUUCUUCUUCCUCUUCCUUUCCCUCCUCUUCUUGGAGUGCUGUUCUAUCGACAAAAAACCUGCGGCACUAAUCUACGAAUUCCAACUGUCCGUGGUAGUGGUGGUGAGGAUGUCGACAUUCAGAUGCCAAAUGGUAUUAGAGGGCGUAAAAAUUAAGGCUUUAUUCACCUUAAUUUGAUAUCCUUCAACACGUCCACUACGUAGGUACAUAUUCGUAUUUAUAGUUUCAAAUCCAUCGUUCAAAUGGCAUAGCAAUUCUUUUAUCUGAUUUGAAUCUUUCUUCUAUGAUAGUAUCUGAGUACUUUUUGUAUGCUCCUGAUAUCUGCAACUGAAGCUGCACGUGCACCUGCACAUCUUCGUCCAUGGAUAUUUCAGUUUCUCUAUUUUGAUCGACUUUUUGCAUACGAAGUAGUACUAUACAUUUAGGGUAAUUUUUCCUUGCUUUAUAGCUUCAUCAUAUUUAUAUACCUAAAAACGUCUUGAGGUACGUUAUGAUCUGUGAACUUUGAAUGUGUUUCUUGAUGUGGAGUCACUGUUAUAAGUAGUUGACUCAUGAUAUUGUGUUUCAAAGCAAUACUAGCAAGAAACAAAGUGGAGCUCCUUCUGCGAUUGAACGUUUUCUCUAAUCGCAGAUGGAGUCGAAGCCGUUGACGUUUUGGAAGUCGCCGGCACUGCGGGGCGUCAACUUUUUUAGCCGCAGAAAAGCAACAAUUCCAAAGACGGGUCAGCCUAAUUAUGGUGCCACUUAAGCACUACCACUAACCUCUUCUAAAUGUACUCAGAUAGUAUUAUACACGUACCACAGGGAGGGAGGCCCCCCCUCCCUCCACCUCGGUGGAUGGGGCUGUGGUGGCGUCGGCGCGCCCUUUUUUCCGCGGUGGUGUGAGAAUUCGCGGAGUGAAAGCCUCAAAAAGCGGAGCCGGAGCCCCCUUACGGCUCUCCGCGUGUACCUCGCAGGCGUCCCGAAUCAGGGGAGCGGCCUCCGGGGGUAGAAGUCCGCCGAAGGCGGCCACGGCCGCGAAGCCUGGCCCCUUUUGCUGGGUUGCCUUCAUCCCCCCAAUUGGUGGCAGCGUGAGCCCCCAACAAACGCCCGGGGGGGGUUGAGGACCAAAGGCGAGGAGGAGUGGGGGCAAAGCGUGCCCGCCUGGGUUCUGUCGGACACGUGCAGCUUCGGAGGAGGGGGCCAAGCCUUGCCACCUUCUGCCCUCGGAGGCCUCCCACCCCCCCGGGAAGCUCUCCCAGUGAGGAGCCCGCACACCGGGGAGAGGUCUGUCGGGGACAUGCAACACGGCAAGGGGGCCAAGCCUUGCCACCUUUGCCGCCUUCAGAAGCCUGCCACCGCCGGCCGUCGGUGCUUGAACGGCCUCAAGGGCUUGGGUUCUGUAGGGUACACGCAAGAAGCCGCGAGGGCGCGAGGGUGGGCGUUUGGAGGCCUUCCCGCCUGCCAGUGAAUCGGAGAAAAGGGCCCGGACGAGCUGGAGGCCCCUCCCCCCGCCGCCUCCCUAGAUCGGGAGGGGGAGUCCAGCCCUGAGCCUCGGAACAUAUAUAGGCUUUAACCUAACCGCGCCGUAGGCAUAUCAAUAUACGCGCCUAAACUAACCACGCGCACGUUCGGGCAACAAGAGCAAAGUAGUACUCCUCUAUAGACCGACCUGAACAGAUUGUUUCUAUUGCUUCGUCUGCUAAUAUGAAUAGAUCAUGAUUGUUUGUCGCUUUUUAUAGACUUUUCAUAGAUACGUCUUGGUGUCCAGUAGACCACUAGAUGAGUCACUUCUAGCAGAGAAACCAGAAGCACCGCCAACCACCGGAAUUACCUAGGUACCUGUAAUUUGAUGCAUCUGUAGUCGUACUAAGACCGGAAUUCUAGGUACGCAAAAAUUUACAUUACUAGUACUUCAUAGAAGAAGAUGCAAGAAUCGGAUACAACAACAAAUAACAAUACAGUAAUCUUAUGAUCUAAGUAUCCAAGAGCAUACAUACACUUAUGACAGAUAGGAAACUACAUAAAAAGGCCCUCCCUUCCCGUGAACGUCAAUUACUUUCGACCUUUUUUAUGGAAACCGAAGUCCCUUUAUUUCUCUUAGAGGUUUAUUGCGCAGAAAAACAUUCUUGUAGUCUCUUAGUUUUUCAUGUUUUGUGGCCGAAAUUGGUGCGGGUCCGUAUGUCUCUGCGGCAGGUGUAUCCUCCGUCUUUCGGCCUCCAAGCGAACAGCACCUACUCAAGCGCUGUGCACGCGAUUUUAGGGGUGGUGCGGGCGAUCAGCUGGCUCAUGAUUACGACCAGCGAGGCUCUUUUUUCGAAUGUAUCUAUAUUAUAUGAGUUUCUAUAUUUUAAUUGUCCUCCUCUUUUUGUUUUUUUUAGUUCGGCUGUACAUAUAUAUUCGCUCUGACGGUACAGGUCACCUACCCUACCCUGAUGUGGAAGUGGGCGGCGAAUCAAUUCCUAUCCUAUCUUAUUUCUAUCAUUCAUUGAACGACAACGACCAAGAGCUUUAUUUAUCAUUCAAUCAUUGAUGUGAAUAUACUCUUUUCCAGCUACUACUUUAGGUCAAGUAUGAAUCUCGAAAGGCAUAUUAAACAGUGACAAACGUGUGCCUGGGAAUUCAGUGAAUUUCGGUGGAAAGGCAUACCGGUUUCUCGUCCAAUAAGUAAUUUUUCAGGCGUGUAGACAGUAGGACACCAAAAAAAAAGGCGAACUAGAAUGAGACGUAUGACAUAAUGACACCAAGUAAAGUAGGUAACUGUGCUGGUCAUAUCUUCUAAUACAUUUUUGCUCUUUAUCUGUGUCUUCAGUGACAUUAUUGUGGAGCAGGAUCCGGAAGAAGUUAAGGCACAUUGUUUAAUUGUGAAGACGAGCGAAUAAAAAUUGUUUUUUUAUUUGUCCAUUCUUUCAUUCAGUGUGGGUUUUUGUUGUUGACGAGCUUGAGUUGUAUUUGGAAUGACGCGAUGGGUGUAGUUUCGCUACUUUAUUCAAGAUGAAAAUGUUGAUAUCGUGAUUUUGUCGAUAAAAAAAAGAAUAGUCCUUGGGUGGCGAGUGGUGCGUCCCAACUGCAACUUCUAAGGACAACUAUAGCUUUCGCACGUUGCUGUAUGGAUGUAUUUUCGCCGAAGAUCGCGAAGGUCGAUCGAAGCUGGAGAGAAUGCGGUACGUCCAUCAUCUGUGAGUUUCGAUACACUUGUUUUUAUUCUUGCUAGCUUUGCUGCAUGCUUGAAGUUGAACUUCAACGUUCUAUCCAUUUCUGAGGCUAGCUCUAGCAGUAGCGGUGACAUAAUGCUACGGACUAUAUGUAAUGCCUUUCAGUGUAUUGGUCAUGAAUGAAAUCCAAAGAAGACCCACCAAGGUCCACAGGGUUGAGCCACUGAAAUGACCAAGAUCGCCAGGCGAAACUGUAAACCGUGGGCGCCGUUCCAAGCGUCACGGCCAUGGUCGAGGCGGGCGUCUGUGGUCUCUCUCUCCUCUGUCUCUCGUUCGUUGUUUCAAAUCUCUCAGCUCAGUCAAGGACAAAGCACCACGCGAAAGCCCUCAGGGAAGCCGCUCGACCAAAAUCGAACGCGCCGAGGUCGGGCAUCAAGGUGACCAGCAGGCGGGUGGCCUUCGGCGUUUCUCGAUAGAAGAGGUAGCGCGCUUUCGUUGCUCGCUGUGCGUAGCCGUGUGCGUGCGGUCUUAUCAGUUCCGCUCGCCAUAAUAUUGAAUACGCAGGAAGAUCGUCGAGGCGUAUCCUCGUGGCAAGUUCUUGCGUGAUCGGAUGCGUAUCCAUCCAGAAGGCUCGGUGGGGUCUCCACGUCAGGAGUAUCGACAUCGAUGGCCGUACGACGUUGAUAGAUCAUAGCGAUAGCGUGAAGGUUUCCAUAUGGGCACAGGAGAUGCCGCCGAUCCAUCAGAUCACGAUACCCCGCGAAACAGCAAGGACGUCCCUGCAGCCCCAAAACGAAUACCCACAGCCAGGGACCAAACCACCCAGGGGCCCCACUUGUCUCAGGCUGUAGGUUCAACCUGUACCGUGUGAGAGACUCGCCCAAAGUUUCGACCUGGGAAACUGUCCACGACUCGGCGGUCUGCGUUCUUGUGGUCCAACGCAGUGGCGAUGAUAGUCCCUCGCGUCCGACUGCUUGUGAAUGAUUUGCGAAAAAUAUGCUACACACAAGAGUCGCGACGCCCUACAUGUAUUAAUCCAUUGCAAGAGUUGCAUCUUAAUACUUAAAAAACCAGCUUCCGUGCGCUGCUGCCAAGUCGCUAUCGUUUGCUGAGGCGUAUCUUGCGAUGGUACAAAGUCAAGCGAAAAAACGCAGACCGUGUUAUUCGAAACAUGUGCGGUUGGCUUGGGAUGCAAGUGCUGACUCCCUUGGAUAUGAAAUACUAUGGCUCUACCAGCACCUCUUUUCAUAACGAACCGUUGGACGUGUCCUGAAACAUCAAGAGGCUCUUGUAAGAUCGCUAGAAGAGGUUGCACUACAUGAAGCAGAGCUUCUCGUCGUCCUCAAGAAGUAAGUGGUGCAGUUCUUGAGAUUGAUUAUUGUGCGAUCCUCGAUGGGCCAUCAUACGUAUCAUCUAAAACGGUGCGUGGAUCCUUGCGCGAGGUGUAGAGUUCGGUGGUGCCCUCCCGUGCGCCUUCCUCGAACGCGGUACACAAUUGGACCCAGACGAAGAUCUCGACACCAUGCUCUUCAUCAUGACUUAUUCCGCUUAUGCCCAGGUACCAAACUAAAAACUUGUUAAUCUUGACUUUUCGAAUUGAAAAUGAUUAGCACGAGGAGAAGGAUAUUUGUGUUUCUAGGAUGGAUUACCCUAUUGGAGAGCCUCUUGUUAUGAUUUCUUCUGCACUGAUUGUAACCGGCUAAUGUAAAAAAACACGAAUUUCAUCAAAGUGUAAAUGACCUGAAACUUGCUUCUGAUGUCCUAGUAGUAAAGGAGACUUCAAUAACGUCGCUUGAAUUGGGAAUCCCCAAUGUUCCAAAACUUCAAUAUUCUAUCUCUGCAAAGAUACAGAAUACCUUUUCUUUUUAUACAUAGAAGAGUCGUCCUUGGUCGCUGACCUUUGGAUUUCCUUAGUUGUUCUUAUGUUGCUUCAUUCAGGCUAAUCUUGCCUUCCUCCAUUCCAUACAACCACAAGAUAAUACCACAGGAAUGCAGCGCUGCGUGGGAGUUUUCUUCUGAAGAUCAACUUCUACCACAAGGAUAUCAACAGAUCACUUACCGCCUGGGUUUACAACUUUUUAGUCUAUACAGAAGAGUCGUUUCUCAAAUUGUAAGGCUGAUAACAUUGUUGUUGCUGUACCAAACAUCCAGGUCGCCUAUGGUUUUCAGGGUGUGAAGAGCAAGAGUCUCUGCGAGAAAGUGAAAUCAUUCAUCUGCAGCUGCGGACAAGCGGAAGGGGAAAAGCUGUUCGAAGAUGCGACGUCCCAGAUGUUCGGUAGUGAAGUAUUCGGUAAGGCAGGCAUAGCGAAGAAAAGCAAGAAGGAUAUUGAAUGUUAAGAAAUAGGCGGAAAUGAAUAUUUGUGGAACAAAAUGAUCAUACAUUAUACUUUUAGAAGUUCAAUAUCAAUGAUUUCAACCCAAUGAUCCGUGAUUGAAUAUAGGGUGAGUAAGAGUAUCUAUUUCUAAAAGAAUUGGAGUGACAGAGCGCUCUUCUUGUAGAAUCUUGCUGUUCAGGAUAACAAGGAACGAGGAGCCUGACACUAUUACAUAUAGUAGAGGAGCAGUCUAUUUUUAGACGCUGGCUACGCUGGGUGGCUGGGCGGCCACGCUGGGCACGCUGGGCGGCCACACUGGGAACGCUUGGCUGACGCUCGGCGGACUACUUGAGGGCCACGCAUUGGGCACGCCGAGCCCAUGCGGCUGAUUUUUUUGCGCCUCUGGGACGUGGUGCUGCGCGUCCCCUGAGCACAAACAAUGGCGCGUCGCCGCCCUCAAGGUUCCGCUUCCGGGCAGCGCGGGCGUUGUGCUGCGCCGGGUUGCGCAGUGGCGGCCUGCUCCCGCUCUGUGCAGGCUUGCCCUGCGUUGUGCUUGUGCUGCCUUGCGCUGCUCGGUGCAAUGCUGCGUCGCUUUUGUUCAUAACGGCCCCGGCGGCUGCGUAGUUCCCCAGCGUCGUUGGCCUACGGUAGCGUAGCACUGCCGGGGGGAUUCUCAAGCGGGCGCCCUUGGGCGCCCCGCAUUUUGACACGACAAGCGUCACGCUGGGCGCAGAAUUCGGCAGAUCUGGCACAUUUGGGUCGCCCAGCGACCGAGUGUGCCCAGCGUGCCCAGCCCAGCCAUGUUGGGGUAGGUUAUAAACUGUGCUAAUAUUUUAUAAUAGGUGAGAAGUAUUCUCGAAGUAGUUAUUUGAUUCCAGUUCCACUUCCACGGAUCUCUUAUCUCAGACGGCGACAAGGUGGACAAGCUCAGCACUUUUUCUUUCUUCUUUCAUGACGAAACGGUCAAGUAAAUCACACUGACUCUAUGGAAACGGAAGUUGUUCCCUGCUCUAAUUACGGGAGAAGGAUAUUAGCGAUUACAUGAAGUUGCUGCAGCAGCGACAGCGAAGUUUGCUCAUCCGAAGCUCAAACGAUCUUCAAAAUUUCAACGCUGCAGCGGUCAUCAGAGCGAACGAGAUUGGGCGGCCAGUUAUGUUGACAACGUGCACAGAACUUUUACUACCCCUGCUCUCGAACCAAAACUCCUCUGCUGUGUGCCCUUUUUUUCAAUUGAUAGAGUCUGAAGCUGGUCGAGGUCCUGAUGGUGGUCUCCGGGUCAUGCUGAAGAGCCUUCCACGCAUAACAACUGCCUGGCCGCAAAAGGCAUCAAGGUGUCAAACUUCAGUGUGACUAGUAAGGGAUUAAUGAUCUUUUUGAUCUUCUUCUUUCAUACAGGUUUCGAACUCCCUGUCGUGAAAAAUUCCCAUUCCAUAUUUUGGCUUAUCAUCUUGAAUUUCUUAAGCAUGUCCUCUUGCUUUUUUUUCAUACCCGUCUCGGAGAUUGCUGCGGAGGCCAACCCUGAGAUGACUGUGCUCUUGCGGAUCAUGGCAAGCCGAUUUGCCAUUGGUUAUGUUGCAGUGCACUACCAGCACCUUUUUGCACUUAUCAAGAAAUGGUCGCCGAUGUACUCGACGCCGAAAACGCGCUGGAUUGCUGCAAUUAUGGAGGCUUCGAAGUGUAACAUAAGCCCUUUACCUCAAGAAUAGAUACAUCAAUCAAUCAAUCUUCAUCACAUGCAGUCCUGUCUAUUCCUAUUGUGAUUGAGAAAAAAAUGAUUUUAAGUAUGGGUAUGGUAAGCGCAGCGCAUUUGGAGGCGACUUUUCUUUCAUGCAAUAAGCUUGAGUCCAUUAUAUUUAUAUACGGGUACCAGUGCACCUGCAGCAGUGUCUCACUAUCAGUAGCAAUAUCCUUCUCUAUUUGCCUGAAAUUAGAAGUGCACGUUGGAACUACUUUGUGUUAGACUUAGAGUUCAAAAAAUGGUAGUAAUUACUGCCUUUCCUUAUGUACUAUCUUUAUUAUGUAGUUGGUGCUGUGUCAGUGUCUCUGACACAAGGGCAAGACUCCAUGAGAUAAUCGUAAUAAUUGUUGAAUUUUUCUCUAGUGGAAGGACGAUCGCUCCUAAGUUUAUCUACACGAUUUUGCGCCUUUGCAAGCACACGCGACGGCUCUCCGUCGCUUUAAGCGUUGACCAAAUCGAUGACGUUUUGGCGACAGACGGCCCCCGGGAAGUGAGUGAUUAAGGACUUGGCUUCUCAUUUUCUUAUUCUUAUUAUCGAGUAAGCUUCUUAUCUUCUCAUUAUCGAUUUUAGUUAAGCUGAAGCGUCGUGUCAUCAUCCGCAGCGGAAUCCCACUAGUAAGAGUGACGUUGACGGGAAGGAACUACAAUGGUUAUGCCGGCGGGGGAUAUGUGACUCAUAUUCUGUUGAAAUCUAUUGCUAUUCGUAUUCUCAUCAGCCAUCGGUCUAUACUGCUAAUGAUAUAUGAAAUGCGAUGGCAUAACUGAUGUUGAGAAAGAUCAUAAGGAGGCCUGAUAAGGUUCUACCUCUAAAGCCUGUACCAGAAAAGAUACCCCACGCUGCAUGCAGAGGGAGAGGCGGCCAUCCACGCGGGCACUGCUGCACACCAUGGUCGAGGCCGAGUCCGUACGAUGACGUGCACUACACACCCGGGAGACGAUUUCGGUAUUGUGCUCGACGACGGUUUCCAGGUCGUUGCCGUCAAGCGGGACUCGCUUGCACACAAGGCCGGUUUGUGCGUUGGCGAUUCACUAAGCGCUGUAAACGGAAAGUCAGUAGUUCGCACCGAAGAACCCGGACGAGCUCGCUCAUCUUCCCUAAAUAAUUGUCCAACUGGAGUUAGGCCUGAGUGAUACUACUCCCCAAGGAGUUGUCGACAUAUCUUCUAUCUCUAAGUAUUUUUUUUUCUGAAGAGUUUUCAGUAGUAGUUCUCAACAUUUUUGAUCCGAUUCCGAUGGCGUUCUUGGCAGCAUGUUCUAUUUUUAUAUGCAGAUCAGCAUAUUUGUUUACCUUGUUCUACCCUGAUGGGCGUCGCAGGCUGAAGCAACCAAGAACAAGUCUAAGGUUAGCGGUCGAGGAUCGGCGAAUCUCCGCGGGAGGAGUCCUUCGGGGGUCGGCGUGCAACGGCGACGCUCUAGCUCUGGUAACUCCGGCUCUCCGAAGCAUGAAGCACUGUCUGCUAGGAAGAUAUUUCUGCGACGACAUAGCGGCUCAGCCGCUGGGCACAGCGCCGCAGGUCUGCAAAGACCUCAUCACGACCGGUACGAUCCUUUUUUCGACGACCUCGUACGUCAGGGCAACGGGGACGCAAGAGUUCAGAGGGCAGAAGGCGAAGCUGCUUCUUUUGCGGGCUCUGGCAGUUCUCUCCAAGCCCUGCGGGGUGACAUCGAGUACCAUCCCCUGCAGCACAUGACAGAAAAGCUGGCACAGAGCGCGGAAAAGCUCACCAUAGAGUUCCAGCGUUACACACCUGGGGGAAGCACUGUGAUGGAAGGGACGGGGCGGAGGAGCAGCGACCGAUCCAGGAUAGGUAGUACUGCAACGAUCCGUGAUAGCGCGGCCUCUCGCGUUGUUCACAGCUUCGGUUCAGCAAGUAUGAACACAAAUGUGAUUUUUUCUAAAAAAUAUAUUUAUAAAUACAACCAAGCGCAAGCCGUUUAAUUAUUAUUAUGGAGAAGUGAGUGUUCAUAAUACCUGGGCAUGUCUACGGAGAAUGAUCCAACAUGCAUAUUGAAAUGAAUACUCAAGAAGCACUUUGUUCCUGGAAGGCUAAAAAGCGUCACAAAUAUUACGAAUGCAAUUGGAGUUACUUAGAUGAAAAGGUCUAACAUGCGCAGAUCCGGUACUCAGAGCUUUGGCACGGGAGGCACGUGGGAUGAAGCUGAAGACAGUAUGACAGUAAAAUCUAGUCCUCUGAUUCAACACGGGCGUGGUGGAAUCGUCCAGAGUCUGUCCGUGCAGGAGAGCGCCAACCGGGAGUUGGCCGACGCAUUGGAUGCCGGCGUCGUGCGGGAGCUCGACUGGGGCUAUUUGAGCCCGCUCGAAAAGAGGAUCCCGCUUUUUGCACAGAUGAAACAUGACUGGGAACAGGAAGUGCUGGCAGAGGCCGAGUUACACCGAGAAAUGCGACGGCAAGAACGCGAAACCCUGGAGAAGAAGCUGCUUUCUGGCCUCCGUAAGCUGCAAAUGGGCUUGCAUACGGGGGGACAGGGGCGCAGAGACGAGCUGCAAAUGAAGGUGGGCAUAUUGCAGCGCCGCAAGCGGGAACUGGAUGAGGAGAGUAUCGCGAGUGCAGAAGGGCCAGACCCUAUCACGCGGGCGGCCGAGGCGAUCGGUAGCCGUGGCGGCAUGUGCCUGGAGGAAGUCGGCAUCGAGCUGCUCUACUGCAACGCGCGCACGCAGGGUGGCGAGCGCUCGGUCUUUCAAGUUGUGCUGGACCACUUUUCAAACGCGCUGGUGAUCACGUGCCGUGGAACUACGGACGCGAAGGACGUGGUCUCGGACUGCUCCAUUGCGCCGGCUAAAUGUUUCGCGGACGACCCCGACGACGAGUAUGUCCAUGCUGCCUUUCUUGCUUGCGCGCGCUUCUGUCUCAGCUGCGUGGAGAAGGAAGGGUUCAUCCGCAUGCUUCCCGCAACUUACUCCGUGGUAACUACGGGCCACUCGCUAGGAGGAGGCAUUGCUUCGGUGCUCGGUUUCCUCAUCGCCAAGAGAUAUCCGGAAUUACUGGAGCAAAAGCGUCUGCGCUGCCUGCUCAUCGCGCCUCCAGGAAUGACUUGUUCCAAGGCACUUCGCAAAUUUUCCUUGUCCUACAUGACCACGCUUGUGUGUGGCAUGGAUGGAAUUCCUCGUAGUCGAGGGCUCUCCAUCGUUGUUUUCCGCCACUUCAUGGCGGAGUGCCUUCGCAAAGCUCGCUUUUCCAAGUAUGGUCUUCUGCACACUGAACUGUCCGAACUCAGGAGCCGCCUUUCCCACUUCUGGUACUUAAUGCAAUUAGGUACACGACUACUAGCAAUAGGUGAUCAACAAGAGUAGUGUACUACUUCAAAUUUUUUUAUGCAACACUCUCUCGGGCGCUCGCUUCCUCGUCUGUUGGAGGAGUCGGAGGUAUUUUCGAAGCAGUAUCCAGCCUCAACUUCAAUAUGCGACGCACCAGGUACAAAAUCAAUCAGUCAUCGUUUUUCCCGACGAGCCCUUUUAAUGUAUUAUUUGCGCGCAAGUUCGAGGGUGGGGAAUUGAACCGAGAGGAACGAUGCGAGGUGUUACGAACGUCCCUUCGCGAAGGAGACCGCGUCAUCGUAAAUGUGGAGGAGCUCCAGAUCUUAAGGGUUCCGGGUCGAUGAUGAUUUUUUCUCCUACUUUCUGAAAGACUGACCCCGUUUUUCCUGGACUAGUCUCCCACUUAGUCUUUGUUCUCCGAACAACUGAACUUCGUUUACCGAAGCUUUUAUUGUAUUGCGAUAGAUGAAAAUGAAUCACCAUGGAUCAUGGCUUGUUGCGGUUUCCGCUUUUUAGUAGUUUCUCUCGAGGAAUAGAAAUUCAUUCUUUAUCGACUUUAGGAGCUCUAAUGAUGGAUUGUCAUAACCAGAACGAGACGCUGCUUUGGACACAGGGCGCAGUAGCUUUUGUUGCGGAAAAGCCUGGGCAAACUGGAAUCUGGAUUCAGUUUUCGCCAGACGCGUAUAAGACGCGUCUGAUCGCUCCGGCGUGGAAGAGAUCGCUGCACAGAGGCAGCGCACGGACGCCUGCCAGGAGUGCAGCAUCUUUAAGUGGAGACGUUCCCGGUGUUCAGGCGGCCUCUGCUGGAAACUACGGAGAUGGUCGCGCAACGAUGGAUACUACUAGCAGUCGUGGUCAGGACAGUACGCAUUUCGAUUCAAGCUUAAGGCGACCACUAAAUAACAAUAUUUAAGCCUCCUGAGCAUGAUCUUCCUUGGUUGGCCUGCUCAGGGUCAGGGAUGCGAGCGAGUGCCGCGGGAGCUCUAAUAGGGAAGCGGGGCCGUGAAACGGACGGACUCAGUUCGUCGAACGCCAGUGAGUCGCACGAUGAGGCUGCUCCUCUGAACGUCAAAGUCAAUUUAAGACUCAGUAUUAUUUUUCAUUUUUUCGCGUGAUACUUUGAUAUUUGUUGGUCAAUGGUCAUUACUGGCUCAAGAUCCAAGGAAUGAACCUGAUUUCAAUGCCAAAUGACUGCUCUCACUCGUCACCUUGAUCGUGAUCAAUGCCGUUCCUUGUCUUGAACUCGUGUUAGUUCCUCGCAUGAUCAUCGUUUGAACUCAAUGAAUUCUAACAUGAACCAGCAGCAAGAUCUCCCAGAUCUUUAACUGCACCAUGGACCUUCAUGAUAUCCCAAUGACAUUGGGCCCAUUUUGAUACCAUUUCAGGGCCUUAAACAGUCAGUGAUCAUUCGGCACGUCCGUUCUGAUCGUCUUUCUGUUACAUUGCAACGAUAGCCAUUCCAUUUGCUCUCAAGAGCCUCGUAGUGCGUCUGGACGUGUUCGGGUGUUCCAACACUGUUUCAAGCCCUUGGGCCUUACCUUACUAAAGGAAAUUGCUAGUCAGUGCAUUGUAGAAGUAGUGAAAACAAAGUCGCAUCAUUUGCGCCACAAAAUGCCCGAUAUGAGUCUCGGAGAGAUUUCACCCAAACUGGGGCAGAAAUCUGAUUGGCGUGACUGGCUUCGAGCGGUAACGCAAGAAGCAGACCGCCUGGACCUAGUCCAAUACCUCAGCAACGUGUUGAACGGCAAUGCGGCAGGGGUUCCGAACCAACCCAACAACAACGACCGCAAGCUCCAGCAGAAUUGGCGAGAUUUGAAGAGCGUGAUCAUCAAGUCGCUCAAAGGUGCAGCCGAAGCACAUAUGAAGGAUCAGGAUACCACUGCAAUGAACGCUGGCGAAGUGGUGACAAACCUCCGUGACGCUGGUUUCAGUCAAAAUGACCGCACAGAGCAGCGAAUCUCUGCUAAAGCGUUGGAAGGGAUGCAUUUCACGCAUCGUGAUUCUCCUCCAGACGUUCCAACAUUCCUGGCGAAGGUUAGAGAUGUCAUGAAUCAACCUCCGACCGUAUACCCGCCGGAAGUUGGUGUGGCUGUUGCUGAUCAACAAAACGGAGCAAUCCUCGACAUUCUGCCUAAAAUGUUUUCCAAAGCAUUUCGACAGACAAUCGAGAGGAUGCAAGAAGAAGAACGUCUAACGUUCGUUCAAAUCGGUGAAAGACUCACGAAACGACUUCAAAGCUUGAUUGACUCUGGUGAGUACAAGGCCGAGAGUCCAUCUUUCGGCAAAGCUUUUCCAGCUGUCGAAGAUUCCGAUGAUGAAAACCAGAACAAUACCAAAACCAAGAAGCGCAAAAGUCAAGACGAGAGUGAUGACGAUGGUAACGCGUUUGCCGCUCUCAAGAAAACAACGAUCAAACGACUUCGCAAGAAAAUUCGCAAAGAAAUCAAGAACGAGGUCUACGCAACCAAGGGAAGUGGAAAGAGUAGUAGUAGUAGUUCUAGCAGUAAGAAAAACAAAGGAAGUGGUAAAGGUAAAGGUGCUAAGAACUCUAAUCCUAAUGAGGGUAUCCAGUGCAACUAUUGUCACAAGUAUGGACAUAAGGCGCAUAAAUGCUGGCUAAACCCGAUGAGUCAAAGCUACCAACCUAGCAAAGCCAUGGGCAGCAACUUCUUCAACAAUUCAUACAACUGUUGGCCGCAAGGUAACGCUAUCCCCCCGUGGCACCAGAACAGCUAUCCACCGCAACAAAGUGGAGGGAAAGGAUUCGACAACAGUAACCCACAGCAGCAAUAGGGUGGACAACAACCACAACGCUGAGUCGAAACCAAUCCGGAAUGGAAUGGAUAUGGGAAACGAGAUGGACAAUCCCAAGAUGAAGAAGAAUUGGAAGAAGAUUUCGAAGAUGAAAAUGGAAGACGUUCGCUGAACUUUGAAGAAAACUUUGAGAAUGAAGAAUAUAGAAGUGAACUGUUUAGGGAUGAAAGCUAUAUGUUUGGUAAUCGCUCAGGUUGCUAUCUAAGUGCAAAUAACAGGGACAAUAGCAAAACAGUUUCACUUGUUGACAGUUGUGCAAGUAAGUAUUUGUCUAGCCAUCGUUCCGAUUUCAAGAAGAUUAGCUACCGGCUUUGUCACAUUAGCGGCACCGCUGGAAAGCGAAGUGGGGACAUAGGUAGACUGAAAGAGAAUAAAUUAGGAUUGAAAUACGGCGUACACUUUGAACACUUACCAAAAGCCAUAGAUCGCGUUAUACCGUGGUUAGGUGAAGGAAACUGUCAUGAGAAGGGUUGGCAAAUGAAUUUCACAGAAAGUGGCGGAACGUUGUACAAUACCCGCUCCGGCCGCUCUCUACCCAUAACAAAUUGCCCUCAGAUGCAGCUACCCAUUCUAGGUUGUGACAUGUUUAGCAAAGAAGAAAAUGAAACUGCGGAGGAUAUAGCAUGCACUAGUAUAGAGGAAGCUAGACUUCAUUCACAAGCCUCAAGAUUAGAUAUACGCCGUAGACUUGGCCACUUUCACGUUGAUGGCCUUAGUGUAUCUUGUCCAGAAUGUGAUCGAACCAAAGGUCAGAGACGCUCUCACGCAAAAGUGAGACCCCCUGGGCAUAUACCUUCUCCAUUGAAAACGCUUGCAAUUGAUUUCGCAGUUGGUAUAAGAAGCAAAAGAUGCGCUUUAAUCAUUAUCUGUGAUUCGAUUAAGAUGUGUUUCGUUCGUCCUCUUUGCCUUAAGUCGGACUGCGUAGAGGUGAUUGAAGAAGUAAUAAAAGGCAUUCGCCAGGACUACUCAUUGUCACUCGACGACAAGGUGGCAUGGUUCAUCCGUAGAGAUAGCGAACCCGUCCUAAGUAGUGACCAUAUGACCAAAGUCAUGCAAUCGCUAGCGCUACUGGUUUCGGAAAUUCUUGGAGUUCCUUACAGCCCAGAAAUGAACGGAACUUGCGAACGUUUCACGCGGACCAUUUUCGGUGCUGUGCGUACCAUGUUGGUCAAAGUCGACCGACGUCUUUGGUGUUACUGCCUACAGUAUGCCGGAGAUUGUUGGAAUCGCUUACCGCAUCGCUAUGCAAAAGUGCCAGAAUAUGACGGAAUGAGUCCUGUCGAGAUACUAGAAAAGAGGAGAGGCAAGAAGUCCUCGAAAAGUGGUCUAGGUAUCGUAUGUUAAGAAGAUUUGGUUGUUUGGUGUACUUUCGUGAACAGGUCGUAGACACCACCAACAAGAAAGAAGCAAAGCUCGCGUCACCUUAUCGGCGUGGUGUGUUUCUCGGUCUGUGUCCAGUUUCGUCUGGUUGGCUAGUAGGUACACAUCACAACGAUGGGAGAACGAAAGCUGGCUUCGAGUGGAGUGAGUAUUCCACACUAGAUGUGAAAUCUCGAGAGUCGAUAUUAGUCAAGAACAUUGAUUGGCUACUGCCUACGUCGAAGGGCGUUUAUGUUGAUUAUGACCCGCUGGAAAACCUGCAGUCUGGCGCGCCGUCGCUGGGUCCCGUCCUGCACAGACAUGCGCUGCAACGUAUGGCCUGUCAGCCGCGCUUCUCUGGCACGGAGUACAGCUCAGGCGAUCCAACCGGCAUGGAAAUGGUAUUAGAUAACAAUGAAACUGAUGAGUUUUUCUGUGAAUCUUUGGACAAAGAAGAAGAUCCAAAGACCGGUGAUGAUUCCAACUCUGACGCGCAACGCGUUGAGGAGGGGAAUAGCUCACCGGAGCGCGUGUCACCUGACUCUAAUCCUGAAGCAAGGGAUCCGAGGCCCUUACCCAUUCCACCAUCUCAGCCAGGCAAAGUUGAGGAGGGGAAGAAAGGCCGAGGAAGACCUAAAGGGAGCAAGGAUAAGAAUCCAGGACAACGCAAAAGAAGAACAAGAGCCGAGCUAGAUGCAUGAAGAAGAGACAUGCAUAAAUUUGCCAUGCUAGCAGGCGGGCAUGAGCUGGAAGAAGGGGAGACCUUUCUCGAAGCACAUGUCAUGCUGUCAGUUUCCCAAGCCUUGAAAAGCCCUGACGCUGAAAAAUGGCGUGCAGCUAUCACCAAGGAGGAAGCUAGACUACUUGCCUUUGAGACUUGGGCGCCAGCUACUGACGAGGAGCUGCGAACCUCUUCUCAGGUAAUGCCUAUAGCAAUCGUUCUCACGGUAAAAAGUGAUGGAACAUUCAAAGCUCGUGCUUGUGUGCUCGGGAAUCUUGAUCGUUCGGGGAAUAUCGACACCUACGCCCCUGUAGUGUCACACGCUGCGAGUAGACUUUUACUCGUUUCAGCGGCGACGGAAUCUGACUUCGUCAUCCCCUUCGACCUUGAUUCUGCGUUCCUUAAUGCUGAACUCGAUCGUGACGUCUUCUGGCGUCUUCCACCAGUGUGGGCGGAGAAGCAUGGAGCGGAUAUCGUCAAGCUUAAGAAAGCUCUAUAUGGGCUCAAGGACGCUCCACGAGCCUGGUUCAAGAAGUAUUGCGUGCUAUUGUCCGAACUCGGAUGGGAGCCGUGUCCUUCUGCUCCAGGAUUGUGGCGGAAAAAGAGCAAAACGCACCCAGGAAAGUAUAUGAAGACGUCAGUCUAUGUUGAUGAUAACUUAGCUACUGGACAUGACUAUCACGAGUUACGGCCUGAGCUCGGCCGGAUCUUUAGUCGCGCCCCCGGCCGACCUAUUGAGAUGGCAAAGCGAGUCGAUUCUCGCACGGGUUUCGAAUGGCUAGAGUUCGACUUUCUUGGUGCGAUUGUGCACUAUUGUCGGGAAGCACGUUCAGUGAAAAUCCUGAUGAGUGUGCACAUAGAGAAGACUUUGCAGAAGUAUAAAAUAACAUUAGGUAAGCCGGUGCGGUCUCCAAAUUUCGACGAGUCUGCUUUGCUUGAGGAGGGGCUUAAGCUAGCAGCCGGGUUUCCAUUGCGUGAGAUUGUUGGCGCACUGCUUUGGAUAUCGACAACCGCAAGGCCAGAUAUUUGCGUCCCUGUGGCGACAUUGGCUAGGUAUGUCAGUAAGCCCGUUACUGAAAGAAUUGCAAAAGCCUGUAGAAAAGUAUUAAAGUAUCUAGCUACAACAAUAACAAAAGACCAAGGACUCUUUUAUUCUCCAGAAAGUGAGGAAGAAUUCAACGAAAUCUACAAGAAGCUCCUACCAGAAGGAAGAGCGCUACCGUAUACUAACUGGUUCUCAGAUGCAGGAUUCGCAAACUGCAUAAAGAGCAUGCGCUCGCCCAGUGGUUCGAUUAUGUACUAUCGGGGUUUUCCAAUCUGUUGGAAACGCAACACGCAAACCGUGCGUGCAUAUUCAGCUGCAGAGUCAGAGUACAUAGCCGCGUCGGACACUAUUGUCAUGAGCGAGCUGCAUGAUUUUACAGAUUUCUUCAAUCCCUUACCCACUCAACUAGUGGAAACGCGGCUUGGUAUAUCGCCAUCCCUCGAUGAUGCCAUAUUGUGGAUAGACAACCAGUCUGCAAUCUCGACAGCAAAGAGUGAAGACGCGAAGCCUAAAAGUAGACACUAUGCACUACGUUAUCUAAGAGUUAGAGAUGCAGCUGAGAGAGUAGUUUUCUGUCCUAUUCACCUGAUGAAAGCUGAUGGACUAACGAAACUUUGAUGCUCAUCCACUCAACGCAGAUUAUUACUACAUCACAUAGAGAAUCCAGUAAUUAGCCGUAACCAUAUUGAAGAUGAUAGUGACUCGGAAGAAGAAGAUGACGAGUCUGGUUCAAGUUCUGCUUCUUUGGCGGUGCUUACCUAUUCUAUCUUCUUAGGGUGUUAGGUCGUUGGUCAAGGUGAUGUCAGCGGCUAUACAGUGAAUAGUGAAGGUUCUGGGUCAGAGCAGGUAGUGCCAGACCGUUCCUGACUCCCGUCAUUUCCUCACCUAGCGAUUGAGGAGGGGCGUUGGUCAAUGGUCAUUACUGGCGCAAGAUCCAAUGAAUGAACCUGAUUUCAAUGCCAAAUGACUGCUCUCACUCGUCACCUUGAUCGUGAUCAAUGCCGUUCCUUGUCUUGAACUCGUGUUAGUUCCUCGUAUGAUCAUCGUUGGAACUCAAUGAGUUCUAACAUGAAUCAGCAGCAAGAUCUCCCAGAUCUUUAACUGCACUAUGGCCCUUCAUGGUAUCCCAAUGACAUUGAACCCAUUUUGAUACCAUUUCAGGGCCUUAGACAGUCAGUGACCAUUCGGCGCGUCCGUUCUGAUCGUCUUUCUGUUACAUUGCAACGAUAAUCAUUCCAUUUGCUCUCAAGAGCCUCGUAGUGCGUUUGGACGUGUUCGGGUGUUCCAACAAUAUUAGUAUUUAUAGUAUUAGCAUUUUUUUAGGACCAAGGCUUCUCCUUAAGGAGCUUCCUUAAGAGAACUGCAUCCCUUAAAGGAUUUCUAUUAUAGAAAUCUACCAUAGGGCUCCCUUGAGGGGGCCCUCGUGAUAUAAUUGGGUUAAUAUUAGACCCUUCCUAAAGGGCCACCUGUUCCCUAAGGGCCUCCACUUGCUACCUUAGCCAUGGCUAGCUAGCUCGCUGCUUAGCCAUAGCUAGCCUGCAGCUAGCAUAGGAAUAGGAUAGCCCGCUUGCUAGCUUAGCAGUAGCGUGCUAGCUUGCUAGGUUAGCCGUAGCUAGCUUGCACUUCCUUAGCCAUAGCUAGGAAGCUUGCUAGCGGCUUAGCCAUAGCUAGUCUGCAUGCUGCUUGGCCCUAGCCAGCUUACCAGCAAGCUGCUUGGCCAUAGCUUUAGCUAGCUUGCUACUGGCUGCUUAACCAUAGCGGGAGCGCUAGCUGCUUGGCCAUAGCUAGCUUGCUAGCUGGUUAGCCUUGUCUAGCUUUCUAGCUGUUUAGCCAUAGCCAGCGUGCUAGCUGCCCUGCGUAGCCAUUGCCAGCGUUCUAGGUUAGCCAUAUUAGCCUGCAAGCGCGCCGGCUUGUCGCUAGCUUAGCCAUUGUCAGCGUGCUAACCUAGCCAUGGCCACCCUGCUAGCUUAGCGCGGCAUAGGUAGCCUGUUAGCCUAGUCAUGACCAGCUUCCUACCUAGCAGCCUCGCCAGAGCUAACCUCCUAGCUUAGCCAUAGCCACUCCCGCCUCUUAGCUUAGCAAUAGCCAGCCAGCUGGCUUAGCAGUGGCCAGCGUCCAUGCCGGUUCAUUCUAAGCCAGCCGCGCGUCGCUAGCUUGAUGACUUAGCGGCUUGCUUCGUUUGUCUUAUCUGUCUAGUUGCUAUGGGGUAACCUGUGCCCAGCGCAGCCCGCCACUGAUGGGCCCGCUUUCUGGGCAUGUGCUGAGAUGUUGAAAGGUCAUGAGAAAGCUGAAGAGGCGCCCCAGCCUCUAAUCAAUCUUGAUUUCGAUUUGACAGCAGAACGAUAUCCCCCUGAGCGGUACUUUCCUUCUAGUAGAACUGAUCACUUCGACCAUGAACAAGACGAGAACGACGAAGGAACUGGCCCCGACCGGUUCGUGAUUCAUAGCGAUGGCAGCGAGCUCGAGCGCCGUUCAGGUUAUUCCUAAGGCUUCGCACGCGCAACUGUUAAUAGAAUUACAUGAUAUUUCUAACACCAAGGAAGCUCCGGGUCCUUAGCUAGAUCCAACCCCAUGCGUGUAGUCAAUCCUCUGUCAAAAUCGAUCAAGUAAUAGUAUAGGCACCUAGAACAAUGAUGCAACAAUAGAAAAGCAUGCAUCUUCAAGAGUAGAAAAAUAUGGAACAAGAAUAGAGGCUGACCUCUGCUCUUGUUGCUAAUGGUCCGUCGUGAGGGAGGUGAGCUUAGGUUUAUUACUAGCCGAGUUCUACUAAUUCAUCCCGAACUCAGCUUCGCUGAGCAAAGAGUUUUUCUACAAUGACGCUGCGGAAGACCUACUGCGACGUGAGGAUGAGGCACAACGAAUGCACAGCGAAGAUGAGGAAGAUGGGAUGAGCUUCUCUCGGAAUCAUCGCGGCGGCUCCUCACGCGAGGUGCUGGACCCUCCUGAGGGUGAUCGUCGUAGUACACGCAGUACCGGAACCGAUCAUAGGAACAAACAUCAGGAGGAUGAUAAUCAGCCGGAGCACAUGCGAGCACAGUUUUUUGUCAGCUACGCCGAUAUAAUUCUCAAUUUUAAAGUCCUCUUUGGAGGGGACCAAGCGGAAACAUCCGAAGGCAUGGACGAUGAGGUGGAAGCUAGGUUACUGGAACGCAGCUCGGCGUCCGAAGACGAGGAUGAAGCUGGCAAGCAUAGUAAGGCUGCCCCGCUCAUGAUGAAUUUCAUUGUUCACCUGCACGAAUAAGGAUCAUCUCUCACUGUUCUCAAAACUGAUGCUCUGUUCUUCUUAGGGUGAUCCGAAGAGAUGCUCAACGACUGAGCUGGUGACGGUGAGUGCAUUUUUUUCUUGUAAGCUUCUCUAAAAAAAGCUAUCAUGGCGCCGGAUUUCAUGAUCACAUGGCGGCCUUUCUUGGAGGUGGUGCAAUUCCAAUGGCAUGUAGCCAGCGACUUUCAGGAUCCGCUGACGGUGCAGUUUCCAUGAGAAGAAAACUAAGUAUGCCAGGUCUGGAAAUGGGACGGCAGUGGCAGGACGUUCGAAAAAUGUCCGCGUUGCGGAACCAGCAAACUACUGGCAUUCGGAAGCCCUCUCUGGAAACAAUUUACGCAUAGUUCAGAGCUGCGUUUUUUUCCUUCUCCUUGACACGAGUCGUCGUUAUUUUAUAUAUUUGGCUAUAGCUGAAAUCUUGAACUUCGCCGCAAAUUAUAUCAUGAUCAUGGUAUUCCUACGUCUUCAAAAAUUACGAGUCGGGGACACAACAUCUACGCCAAGAAAAUACUUCUAAUGCAUGCUGGGACCUGACACAGCGGUCACUGUGGAUUUUCAGAAAGCCCUCAGGUUCAUGCGGUCAAUGCGUCAGGAGGGCCCACUUUUGGACGGACCUCCAUCCACUACUGCCAAGCAGAAGAGAAUGAUGCAGAGCACUAGGAUGCAGCAGCGCAACUCUGGUGACGGAGACGCUCCAGUUGUCGGUGGAACGGCGAAGUCAUUACAAACCUUGUUCAGCAAGAAGUACCACGAAGAAGGUGAGAAUCCACGUGAUACCGCGUCGAUCCACAUCUUAGAAGAUGAAGAUGUUGGCGAAGACGACGACGAGCGGGACUUAAGGCUUUUAUUUUCCAGUAAACUUACUCUUACUUACAUCGUCUUCGCCAAGAUUUUCUUCACCGUAGAUACUUGUUUGCUUGUAUUGAUGCGCUCCGGGCAACGCGUACGAUCUCACUCUUCGCCCUAGAUACUUCAGCAAGAGCAUCAUCGUCAUCAUCAUCAGCAUCAUCAUCCUAAGCCGGGAGCCGGGGGCCGGCAAAAGCUUUGUGAAGAUGGGCCUUGUUGCAUUAGGUCGAUGCCUCUUCUAAAGUUGUUGCCUCGAUCAGGUGGCGCUAAGGGCGACGCUCUUUAUCGUGAUUCUGCUACCGAGGGGCGCGCAAUCCGACACUCGAUGAAGUCGGUUGACAGCUCUCGCUCUCGCAGCGAUGACUCGUUGCACUUUGCGCCAGAAAUGAAUACAGAAGAUUGCGAUUGGUUUUCGCCGUUAAGGGUCACGAUAAUUCAUUUGCACAAAAAAGCACUUAAUUCACAUGAUUUGCACAGUAGAUUAUCUUGAUCUUCAUUCCAGGACUCAUUAUAGUCACCUCUUGUUCGAUAUAUGAUCAAGAACAAGGUGAAUUAUCGCGCGCUCUAACGUCGCAUCAGCUUCGUGAGCCUUACCUGAUGUCCUGUCCCGAGGGUUGUUGUCCCGGAAAAAUUCUGCAUUUGCGCAAGCGUCGAACGCAGACGGAGAUUUAAGGCUCAGAAAGUACAUCAUGACGAAGUAAGUAGACCAGUGAACACCGCUAGAAUCAGAACAAACACCGCUAGAAUCAGAACAAAUUAUUUGUAUCGGUAUGGUCUAAGAAAAGCGCAUGGUGGAUGAUGUGGCGCGCAACGAUUUUGCUAACCUGUUGACAGAGGUGUGUGGACCACCUCCGGAUGCAGCAGGGGAGGAGGAAAAAAAGAAGAGAAAUUUUUUCAUGAGGCUGCAGAGUCAAAUUCUGGUUAAGGCUUCUUUCUUCGCAUAUUUACUAGAUAAUCAUGCUGUUGCGGCUUCCUUUGGAUCGAUCUCCAUCCAGUCGCGUGGAGGUGAAGUAGGAUACGAUGACGAUCGUCGACUACAACAGGAGCACACACACGACAUGCUCAUGCGGAAAAUCCAAAGAAACUGAAAAGGAAAGGGAUCGAUAGUGCAGCUACUAGAAAAUGUGAAUGUGAAUCCGUAUCCGUUUCUUAAAAAUACGAAGGCGAUUCUUAAUACUAGCAAGAAGAGGAAUUUCAACUUGAUCAACAAAAUGAAGCGGACCGUCGUCUACGUCUUGUCAAUCUCUAAGAAGUGACAGAUGGACAAAAAGAAGGAUAGUGAGGACAAGAGCAUGCUUGGACUGGACGUCACCACCGAAAGUGAGGGGGCUACAGAGUAUCUCGAGUCCGUCGAGUCCCGCAGAAUCGUUCGCUUUGCGAGAAAGCAGCACUUUUAAGGUUUCGAAGUGACAUCUCCGUCUUUGCGGGUGAACGCAGGCGGAGUAUAGCCAUAUGUAUAAAGUUUUCAAGUCCUCGUGAAAAAACAAAAAGGAGAGUGCUUCUAAGAAGAAGUCACGAGCUAGAAAUAUUUAACUAGGACAAGUAUGCUCUCACAAGAUUGAUAGGUAAAGGUAUAAUGCAAGGUAGUCGAUGCCCUAUAACCAAUUCUGUUACAACGAACUUAAACUUGUUGGAGGAAAAGUAGAAUGAAUACUAGUACGAGUAGUUGCUUAGUAAGACUUUGCUCACGCUCACUAUGAAAACUUCUAGUCUCUACGUCUACGGGUGCUACGGAUAGCCCCACCUGAUAGGGCUGUCCGUAGCACCCGUAGACUCGAAUGGGAGAAGCGCUAAGUUUUCAAGAAGAAGAUACGCGACGAGGAGAUUGAUGAAGAUGAGGCGAAGGCGAACGCAAAUUUGCACGAGCAAUUCGUCAUGUCGGACGCCUCGAGUCAUGCACGCACGAACUACCGUGUUCGCGCGGCACGAUCAUCAGGACGAGGCUCCUCUCGCCGAGGAAGUUACACGAAGAGUCCGAGCGUCACUUCACCAAAUCGCCGAACAAACACAAACAUGAGAGAGUCGCAAGACCCACUGUGGGAUGAAUCUCCGAGGAAUAAAAGCCGAAAAGGAGAAGGCAGCACCGCAUCUCCGCCGAAUCGUCGAGGCGCAAGCGCAGCAUCUCCGAAUCGCAGAGGACCCAAACGAGCGGCUUCUCAGACCGGAAAAAGGUCAACGCCGAGCCUCCCCUGGAGAGCCUCUCGGUCUGUAUCUCUUCAAACUGGUGCGAGAAGAUCUUACAGUGGCGACAAGAAGUUCUGCAUCGAAGACAGAAUUAGCGACAAUAAAUUGCUGUAUUUCUACCCGGAUGAAAGGGCGUCGAGGACGCCUUUACCAGGUGAAGGCGGAUGGAGCGGAAGACGAAAUUCCGAUGGAACUAGAAGGAUCACCACUGACUCUCCUCGAAGGCGUAGUACAGCACGCGGGAACUUUUCUAGCGAUCGUUCUCCCUUGCUGGGUGGGAGAAGGAGCAGCAGGUUGCCCACCACAGGAGGUAGACGCUCCAUGAGGUUGAGCGGCCAGGCGAGAGCUAGCGCCGCGGGUACUGAACAACCAGAAGGCGUGGCGGCCAACGUUACAAAUGCGGUCAACUUAUGGAAGGAGCUUGAUGCUGUGCGCGCUGUGCAUCCCCAUUUUUAAAGCGACCGUUCACGUGAGACAUUUGAACCAGAGAGAAAUCAUUGGAUGAUCCCACUAAGACCUCUCUGUAAAAUGGAUUCUUUACUACAAUUACUUAUAUAUACAUCAUCAUGAUCAUGAUGAAAGCAUAUAGAUAUGAUAGCACUGGUGCGUCAAUAUAUGAAUUCAGAGUUUUGCUGGUGACUUCUACAACUGCUCUAAUUAAAGUGAUGGCGGAUGGUACCACGCAGCUUGCGACGGGUAUGGCAAAGGGAGCGAACAAGGUGGUCGGUCUAGUCCAGAAAAGUUUCUUCGAGUCAGUCCGAAGACUAACAGGGCUUACCGAUCGUGUACUCGACGAGCUAGAUCCUGAGGGACUCGCGCUGAUGAGCGAGCCCGAUCCCUGCAUUCUCCACUCUUAUGGCGGGUUGAUGGGUCGUGUAGUUGACCUACGUAUGAUACAGAAAAGAACUCUAGUACCAUAGGGAUGUUGAUGACUACAACAUAUUUUCUUCUGCAGAUGUGUCUAGCACUUAUUUUUCAACUACAUAGCAGGUUUAGAAGUAGGAAGAUAACCUCUGCAAUACCGUCGAUAGAGUUUGUGUAGAGGUGCAAUGCAGCUUCGAGAAGGUGAAACGGGAGAUAGCCCUAAGAUUCCUUCGAUGAGGAUCUGAGAAGGUGUAUGCUGGACCAUGGUGAGACGCUUUCCGACAUCGACGGAAGUGACUUUGAGUAUAGUACGGAUGAGGAGGAGGAGGACGACUCCGAAAAGGUGGUCGACGACGCGGACGUCGAUGAUUUUCUAGCAGCAGAUGCUGGCGGGGUAGGAGCGGAUGCAGGUGCAGUUGGCGACGAUGAUUAAGAGAUGGCUGAGUCUGUGGUGUUUAAUAUAACUGAAGUCCAUCUGUUUUCGUGUUGUCACUUGCCAGAAGAAAGAUGAAGAUGAAGAUGUGCCGACACCUGAGACGAUGACUCUCGAAAUUUUUGACACGCAUUUCCUGAAACUAGUAGAAGACAUUGCACAGUUAAUCUCUAAGAUGAUCUGCGGCUGGACGAAUUCGGUGCCUACGAGCGCGAGCAUAACAGCCAGGUUGACGAUCCAUCCUCGACCGCAGGGAAAAGAACUGUGCGAUUCUCAGAAAGCCCCUCAAGCGCGAAAGGUGGACACCGGAGCCCUCACAAAGGGCUGCAUGUUAGAAUUAAGAAUGAUAGUGAUCAUAGGAAGCUUCAGCUUGAUUAUGCUUCUUGUUCGCAAUACAACAAGAACUAGAACAAAAUGGAAAUGCCAUCUCUUAACGAUGUUACAACUCACUACUCGCAAACGUUAACGUUUUUGUUUUUGGCCUUAUCAUGUAGGUUUCUCAAAAAGUUGAAAGCAGAUGAUCUUGGCCGGAGAUGACAUCAUGGAGACAUAAAGCGGGGAACAAAGACAUAGAUAAUAGAGUAGUUUAUAGACGCUGGGUGGCUGGGCGGUCUCGACGCUGGGUGGCUGGGCGGUCUCGACGCUGGGCGGCAACGCGGGGCACGCUGGGCGGCAACGCGAGGCACGCUGGGCGGCAACGCUGGGCACGCUGGGCGGGCGCUUGGAUAGCGCUUGGCGGACUUGAGGGCCACACUAGGCAUGCCGAGCCCGCGCGGCCCAUGGAUUUACUGAGCACAAACAAAGGCAGCGCGCCGCCCCCAAGGUUCAGGGCAGCGCUGGCGCAGUGCUGCGCCAGUUUGCGCAGUAGCGUGCUGCGCCUGCUCUGUUCAGGCUUGCACUGCGUCGCGCUGCACUGCGCUGCUCGAUGCGUGCAAUGCUGCGCCACUCCUGUGCACCGUGGUAAACUCGCCAGCGUCGUUGACCUUGGCCUACGCUAGGCUAGCACUGCUGGCGGGGUGCUCAAGCGGGCGCCCGAAGGGCGCCCCUCAAUUGGAGACGCCCAGCCAGCAGAAUGCGGGAGAUCUGGCACAUUUGGGUCGUCCAGCGACCCAGCGUGCCCAGCGUGCCCAGCCCAGCCAUGUUGGGGACCCUUAUGGACUGUUCUAAUAUGAAAAAAAAAUGAUAUGAGAAUAAUUAUUGUCAAGCUCUAAGAAAACGGGCAGAACGCUGGGGCUGACCCAAGCAUCGGAGCCGCAUAGCCGACGCGGUUCGGCGGCGAUGGCCGAGAGACCACCGAGUUUCGACGGGGGCGACACCUGGUCUUCGCGUGGAGGCAGUGAGGGCCCGACUGCAAGUCAGGGUGGUGACUCGCCGAGAUGUGGAGACCAGAAGGGGGACAAGAAGGGAGGAAUGACGAACUUCGGAGAGCAUGAGCUUUUGCAAGGCUUCAUCAUGAAAGGACGCAAAGUCGCGGUUGGUAAAGACGAAAAAAUUAAGGAUCAAGUAUUUAUUUCUUCCUCAUUUGAUUUUGACUGUUGAUCUUCUCUCGUCGUCCCGUACACAUAUCCUGAGCAGUCAGAACUCGGAAGGCGGGGAUAACCUUACUUAGCGUUAGUAGUUAUCUUAAAUAAAGGAAAGUGUGUUGGACUUGGCGCAGGACUCAACAAAAGCUUCCAGGCAAACGUUAUUUAUAAAAUAACUGAAGGACGACACGAACAAAUGAGGUCGAACGAUGAAUGACUUGCUUCGCUAAAAAAAGAAAGAAAAAGCAUAGACGGCAACGGGAAUUCAAUCCGUACGAAAAUAAAGGACAAAUGAGAAACCUGAAACAUUUCGACAGCGGGAGGCACAUUAUGACUGCAAAGCGUAGUAAUGAUCGUUCAGUUCCACAAUAGGCAAUAGGAUUAGUACUACUUGUGUUUUCAUGUAUCGUGUGUAGUUCUCCAACAUUUCACAAGAGCUACAGAGGAUCCGUCUUCAAUACGCACAUUUUUAUCACCCGUAUUUAUGGAUAAGGAUAUGAAUAUGAAUAUGUUGAUACUGUGUAUGAUACCAUAUGCGAUUAUCAAUUUAUUUAUGAGAUGCAUGAAAAACAUGCUACAUACGAGACGUUAGAGAUGAGUAGCACAUAAAAAAAUUACUGCUAUAGCCAGACAAAAAUCCAGUCUUGCACAAUGCUAUGAAGCUGACGAGUGACUCUACAAUUGAGCCCCGAACUACAAUUGUAUUGAUUCGUGGCCUGCUGGAAGGAGGUAAUUCUGUCGUCCAGAAGAACCAAAAUUGAAAUGAUUUUGUAUUGUUUUGGAAUUUGGUAACCUGAAUUUGAUCACAAGGAUUCUUUUCUUGUUUUCCUUAUGAUCGAAAUCAGGUUACCAAAUACCAGGCCCAUUCAGAUUUUCACUGAUUCUGGGCGAUGUUCUAGCUCUUGCGAAAGUUUUUCAGCUUUUUCGCGCACACAAUUCUCCUAUUUCUAAUAGAAGCAGCGUCUCGCCGUCGGGCCGCAGCAAAGCUACAACAGGAACUUCGUCUUUAAGCCGCCAGACAACGCAAUCAUGGGGCGAUAGCUCUAUGGCGCUUCGAGCGAGAAGGCUGAGGACUCGGAUCUUCGCAGAAGAGGGAGAAGCCGCGAAUCCACCCGACGAGGAUCGUCGUCUAGCCCGCGACACACGCAAGUCCCAGCUUCUUUCUGUCUUCAGCAUGUUCGAUUUCGAAAAAAGUCAUGCUCCGCCUCCUGGGUUUACCGAGACAGAUCAUCGAGUGCGAAAGGCGUUCCAGACCCGCGUGCAGCGAGCCUCCAUGGCAACGGGGCCAGAGCUACGCGGGUCGAAGCGACCGUCCUCAAGUUACGACAUUACAUCCCGGACCGGGCGAAGCCUGCCUGAGCCGUUUCUCCUGCCACUAGCGCCGAGGCCGCGCGCGGAGGGGGAGGCGGCGUUCGACGGACAGGGGCUGCAGUCUGAAACACGAGCCGUGAGGAAGGAGAAACUUGCUAACUUGUUCCAACAGGCAACUCAGACGAAGCAGGGCAGCGGUGAAUUGAACAGCGGUAGCGAUGAGUUCAAAAAAUUGAAUGUACGGUCAGCUUUUAGUUUAAUCCAUCUUUUUAGGCAUCUUCGUGGUAAGUACCCUCAUGCCCUGUAUUCAUCUCAUGAAAUGCAAGGUCGAGGGGAACACGAUGAAGGAGACCGAGAUGAAUAAAUCUAAACGCCGCCUCUAACAAAUAGCUCUGCAGGAUCUCUGGGGAGACAAGGCUCCGCGUCUCAAAGCUCCUCCUUCUCGAAUGAUGCGAACUACGACUUAAGAGACCGGUCGUCGUCUGUUUCAAUAGCCCAGCCGGGUUCUUUGGAAUGGGAUGAGGGUCGCAAAGUAUCAAAGGCAGCGAACGGAAACGGGCAAGGGGGUGACGAGAACGCGUCCGCGACGAUUACGGCCGCGCCCAUCAAAGUCCCAUUGUUUUCAUCUUCAUAGUCUCACAAGUACUUCAUCCUUGUGCUCGUCCUGAAGUAUUUCAUAUAACAAGUUUCAACUACAUGUACCAGCACAGUAUGCAUCAAGAAUAUGACGAUCAACUACUAGUCUAGCGCAGGAUGAUGAUAUACACAACUUGUACAACCACCAUGAAAGAACAAAUUUAAUGUAUCAAUGUAUCAGAUACAAAAACAUGGUCCCAUUCAUUGUAGGACGACAGCUUCUUCUCUUCUAACAAAAGCACUGAUUUCGACACAGACGAGGAGAAUGGAGCACCAACCUCAUCUGCUCCGAUGCGAAGCAGCGCAGUGGAGCGUGGUCUGGCGUACGAGGAAAAGGUUGCUGCGAGGUUGCAGGACAGUGAGUACCACGCUGUUUGGGUGACCGAAAAAGAGAUGGAUUUCAUCUUUAUGAGACCAGAGACCAUCGACGACCACUUGUUGAUAAGCUACGACGUAUGUCUUCGGGCGAUCCUCUCAGAUUUCUUCUCCGAUGUAGUCAAGCUCAACGCUCAAAGAAUGGAGGACUACGCGGCAGGACAGAGGACAAGUAGAGUAUGGAUGAUGCCUUUUCUCUCAUUUUACAGACCGUCGAGGCUGUGGUGCGCCUUUUUCCCUUGAAGGUGUAUACGUAUAGGUUAUUUAUAGGAGAGCCUCGAUGGUGUGCCGAGAUGGAAAAAACGGCAUUCAUAUAGAGAUGCCAGCGCGCUCCUGGAUGGGGACGAAGAGCAAGGCCGUAGGUCAGCAAUGCAACGCAGAGCCAGCAGAACGACAGAGAAAAAAAAGACUUAAGGCGCUAACAUGAUGCAGCUCAUCCUCCGACAUAAAACGUACUUAGUACUAGACAGAGGGCGGCUGUCUCUCCUCAGUCACCGGGAUGAUCCAUGUAUUCCCACCAGCUCUAAGAAAGCAGCGCUUCGCCUCUGGGUCGGUCUGUGUCGAGCGAUACCGCAGAAGAGAUGCCAGCGCCGAAGGCAAACAAGAUUGUGAUGAACAUCAAGAAGAAGAAAGUUGAAAACCAAGUUGUGGAGCAGAAGCCUACAUCUUCCUCAGCGCCCUCCUCCUCUCCUGGCACGCAGCAAAGUGGAUCCCCCUCGUCACCGAGCACGUCGGUGUCCGAUGGAGGCAUUUUUCCUGAAGGCGUUGGAAAAGGGACCGUUGACGUUGAGGUUGUGGAUGCCACAGAUAACGCGAGAGCUGCGUCUAGAAUCAUCGGUGUUGGACCAGGAGCGGGGGUAGUGUCCCCUCUGGAAGGAUCCCGACUGGUCGCGGCUGGAGCACCAGCGAGUGGUGCUCAACCUAGUGCCGCUGCGCUCAUGCGGGAAGCGCCUACGCUGGACAGCGCGCAAGAUGAAAGCAGCGUAGAGCAGCAACUAGGACUUCAAGUAGGCAUGGACAAAGGUCCAGGUCUAGUGGUUCCUCCACCAUUUCGCAUGAGCAAAGCCGCUGGAUCUCCGCCGCCGUUAAAAACUGUAACAUUCAGGCUCUUAGUCCUCGAAGUCGAUACCGAUACAUAGCUUGUAUAAAUAUAUAUAAGUUUGUUUAUCUUCUUGUUUCACCCCUGCUCCCUCUGGGAGACUCGGUCUGCAAUUGAUUUGUAUCCCCUUACUAGGCUUGCGCUUCCUCUCCUCAUUCCUCGGGAUUCUGACGCGAACUGUUUCAUCUUGUUGAUGGUUAGUGGUGACUAUUUGAGAUGCUAUGAUGAUGAUCUUGUUUGACGUGCUUCCUGAAAAGUAUUUUUCACUGGUAGGCAUUUGACUGCUACAAAGGAUUGAUAAAUUUAUAACGUAGGGAUACACGACAUCUUCGACUGGACUGCUCUAAUGAAAGAGAAAAAAGAGACCGAGCCAAUACAGUCGUCCUCGCCGACGAAUGAAGACUGGGAGGGUUCGGUGCCAAGAGCAGCCGGCUUUGCCGCCUUUGGGGUUCAUCUCGGUAGCCACACCACAACCACAGCGGCAUCUGCCAAGUCAGCCGCUCGCGCAAGGAGUGAUGCACUUCUCGAUCGCACUGCAGCGACAGAGCAAUAUGGCUCGACAGCCGUUCCGGUUUCACGCGAAACCGAGAAGACAGUUGCUCCUGCUCAGCCUCCUGUGUCUACUGUGUCACCUGCAGUAGUAGCAGAGCAGCAGGAAGUGCCUGUGCGCAGUACAUCCCCUGGGCAACAGACUUCUGGUCGUAGUACAAGGGAUGCCUCGUCGCGUGCAAGCCGUCCGGGAAGCGCAGCGGCUCCUUCUCGUAGCGUAAAGAGUUUUGGAUCAUCAGCCGAGCAGACAAAAGAAGAGACUGCCUCAACACUUCAAGAACCAGCUACCUUCUCGCAAGUAGAUGAUGAAGAGGCUCCAGUGAAUAUGUCUGCCGGACGAGGAAGCGAAGUACAGCCAGAGAAGCUUCGGCUCGACAUCGAAGGCAGUCGUGCCGCAUCCACUUCAUCCAGAAAGCAGUUUUCCGCUGUCUCUAUGACGAGUUCGGGCAAAGACGGAACAAAAAAGUCGACAAAAAGAUCUGCACCUGGAGGGCUCCCUUCGGUUGUUGAAGACAGCCCUGUGCUUGAGUUGCCACAUGAACAGAUGGAAGACCAAGGAAAUGCUCGUGGUGCUGACCUCGAAGUUGUAGUUGCUUCCGAGAAACCAAGCAAGAUGAAAAAUGAGAAAAAAUCGGCGAAGCAUCGUCAUCACCGUACAUCAGACGAGUGGUCUGGCAUCCCCUCGCACGAGCACCAUCAUUCGCACUCGGCGACUCGAAAAACAGAGGAGACCUCUGCAACCGAGGAAAAGCCAUCAAAAAGGGAAGACCCAAAGGAGCUUCAAGCGAUUGCGGGCAAGCACCACCACCACCACCACCACUCUCGCACAGAUGACCCUCCCGCUUCCUCAAAGGCAGAUGAGCAUCACGAUCACAAACACCAUCGCAGUCUUGAUGUCGACAAAGCGAAAGCUUCGACUACGCAAGAGGCUCAAGACAUUGUUGUUGAUGUAGAGGCAGAACUUGCCUCUCGUCCAUCUGCAGCCGCACGAAAAGACGUGGAAGGACAAGAACAUGUUGUUGAAGAGGUAAGAAGCUCACCUUCAGUCAAAAAGAGUGAAGGUGACAAGAAAAAGAAGAAAACAAGCAAAAAGAAGUCCUCGGCAGAUCCAGAUGUCAUUGAAGAUGAAGGUGGGAAGAAAGCAUCUUCUAGUGCUCCUGGAGCUGAUGCACAAGAACCGGCGAUGAAGACCUCAUCGCGUCAUGAUGUGCAAGUGCAUCUGCAUCAUGUGCAUGAACAUAAAGCGCCGAGUAAGCGACAUCUUCAAAAGGAACUCGAGGAGCUAGUCGAUGCUGAGCGAGAAACUACUAUGCCUGCUGCCAUGCCUACUGAUGAUCAUAUGGAUAAGAACGCGACGAGAAAGGUAUCAACAGAACCCAUGCGACAGCUACCUUCUCCGCAGACUAUCGCAUCCCCGGUGACCACCACGACCAGGGACCAAGUUUCCUCCCCAACUGCUACUGCAGAAGAAGUAGCGAUAGAAAAUAAACCGACUUCGUCGCUCAUGGACCGUAUUCACGCACUGGAGGCACACGGGUUCAAGCCGGAGCACGUGGUCACGCCUGGGCACCUUGGUACUCUGGUUAUGAUCAGCGUUUUUCCAUCUCUCUCGUCAGUUUCCCAUCUCUCUCGAAGUUGCCCUUUUCCCGUAGGAUACAAGCGCGAAAAGGGUGCCGAGAUGAGGUGACCGAAAUGAAUAUGAAGCGCACUCUAACGUGUUACCUCCGAAGAAGGACGACGCACCGCCACCGCCAUCGCAAGCGUUUACGUCACGUCUGGGCGAGAUCGAGAAGCAGUCAGUGGAUCACGAUCCAGAGACGUCCUCACCGCCGUCGCCGAUGGUCGUUGCCUCGCCAAAACGUCCAAAUGUACUGCCAAGACGUCGAGGAGCGGAGGAACCAGCACCGCGCCCAGAAUCUCCCCGCCCUCAGAUAUGUCCUCCUGCCGCUGGUCCAUCCGACGAGGCCGCGAUGGGAGACGCAAGUCUUCAAGACGAUGAUGCCGAGGUUAAGAAGAGGAGGAUAUCCAUAAGCGUUUGCUGAUCCACUGAGACGGAUCCAAUCGGUUCCUUGACUAUCUCCGACUACAAUCUGCGCUGUCAAUCAAGCUUAGUAUAGUUCUUCAGGAUCAGGAAACACGAAAUGAAUUCAAGAACAACAGAAUACUUACUAGUAAUGGAAAUGUUCACCUUACCUAAAUUUGAUUCGCUACAAGCACAUCACCCAUAUAUGUACCAGGGAGGGAGGCCCCCCCAUGUGGAUGGAUCUGGGGCGCAGCACAGUGGUGGAAGAGCGACGAGAGCAGAACGAGCGACGCGAGUUCGUUGGUUGGUUGGUUGGUUGGUUCGUUGGUUGGUUCGUUGGCUUUGCCAGGUCUGUAGGGUACUACACGCAACAAGCCAAGGGGGUGGGUCUCGCCUUGCCACCUUUGCCAGGUCUGUAGGGUACACGCAGCACGCCAAGAGGGUAGGUUCCGCCUUGCCUCCUCUGCCAGCUCUGUCGGGUACCUGCAACACGACAAGAGGGCCCAGCCUUUGCCACCUUUGCCAGGUCUGUAGGGUACACGCAACAAGCCAGCGGGGUCUUGCCUUGCCUCACUGCCAGCUUCAACGCCCUCCGGUUUGGUGGCGCUCUAGGUCCAGGGUGCAGGCAAGAAGCGGGAAGGGGUCAGAGGUGGGCGCUUUGAGGCUUUCCCGCCCGGCAGCUUUUCGAAGAGAGGGCCUGGGGCGGGGGCCCACCCCCGCAAAAAGUUAGAUGGGGGGAGGGCCUUCAGCCCUGAGCCCUGGAGCAUAUAUUUAUUAUUAGUUUCUAGGCAUAAGAUGGAUGUGGAGUUUUUCUAAUGCUGCACCUAGUCGUCUGCCUUCAGCUCACACGCAUGUGCCGACCGGCGGUCGGAAAUUGGUCGGACUAGGAAAGCCGCGUAAGCUCCGUCAUCACCACCAUAACGAAGGCGAGGCCGCUGAGCUGAGCCAGAUCAGUGAAGAGGGUGAGGACUUUGAGGAGGGAGAGGACUCGGUGGAGCAACCCCCGUCGAGCAAACCUUCUAAAGAUGUUAUGGACGAUUCCUCUGUAGUUCAAAUGUUCGUCUCAAGGUUAUGUCAUUACUGAACUAGAUUUGCAGCUAGUAUUUAGUAUCUAUUUAGAUAGGAGUAAUGCUUCCUGAGAUUGUAUGCAUCUAUCUCCCCAUAGAGCAGUGGUUCUAGUUUUACUCUAUGCCGUUCUUCACCUUUUAAGGUCAGACAUACGUGAUAUUGCGAAGGUCCCUGGUCAUCUAGGUUCAUCGUCACGUACUCGUUUAGACCACUUAAGUAUAUAGGUAUACAGAAUCAAUCUUCAGCUCUCUAAUGCAACACCACUGAGUACGAGCAUCAAGGAGGUCGGGAAGACGGCGAAAGCUGGUGCGAAGCCUGGUAAGCAGGAUCUUUUUACAUCUUCGUCCUCCGAUAGCGAUUCCAGUAAAGAUUCUUCGUCCAGUUCUUCGUCGUCCUCGUCCUCCGCGGAGGAGAAUCAAGAGGAGAAGAUGGCACAACAUUAAGGCGAUAAUCGAUAAUUGAUUUUAUUGUCACUCCUGGGUUAUUUAAUGGUAGUUGUAGCUCUCUUUCAUGAGGUCGUUCCUCAUAUGAAGAAUAAGAAUCUAUUUAUCUUCCUGUUUCGUCGUCCGUAGGGUACACCUAGAACAAAAGGACAAACAGAUUAUGUUAAACGGUCGAUUUUUUCGAUAGCUCUAACGAGAAAGCAGUCCAGCUCGGAGGCGGCCAUCGCAGUUCGGUAUCAAGGGAGGAAAAUCGCCGGCCUUUCCAAACAAAGAUCUUUCACCUUAGUUAGAAAAUGGUAG
Amoebophrya sp. A25 is the source of this 42159-nucleotide messenger RNA. Lineage: Eukaryota; Dinophyceae; Syndiniales; Amoebophryaceae. The record is from the annotation of a GenBank genome assembly.